AUGCAUCUCAAGAAAAAAUAAGAAGUAAGAUCAAACUGCAACUUAUACAAGGUACAAAAAUGGCAACACAAACCCCUUACUCAAAAAUCGAUCACCAACCCUUACUAGAUCAAAACGACGAUCUGGCAACUUCUUCUUCUACUUCUAUAAAAAUACUAUACGUUUUUCUCUCCUUUGCUGCAAUAAUCUCAGCAACUCUUGUUGCUUUCAACUUCUUUAGAAACUCAAAUGACAUUUCAUCGUCUUCAUUUGUUGUUCCUCUUCACGUAUGUGAUAGCGGGUUCCAUAGCAAAGCUUCAUGUCUUGCCAUGCUUAAUGAGUCAAUUAAUGGAGAUGAAUUAAUUGGAAAAUCAAGUGUACCAAGCAACUCUGAUUUUCUUCAAAUUUUCUUGAACAAAUCUGUUCCACGCAUCUCCAAUACUAUGGAAGUUGUUAACGGUUUUAACCGUUUUUCUAACGAUCUAAAAGAACAAGAAGCUCUAAGGAAUUGUAUCGAGUUAAUGGAUUCGUCUAUUGAUCGAAUCAAUGACUCAGUUGAGUCUCUUAGAGAAAACACCCAGUCAAAUCACGAAUCACUAGAUGAUGCCCAUACCUGGCUAAGUGCUGUUCUCACUAACCAUGUAACCUGCUUAGAUGGACUGAAUGAGGUGAGUGAACUCGGUUUGUCGGUCCGACUCCCCGUGGAAAUGGAAAUGAAAGACUUGAUAGCUAGAGCAAGAGUUUCCUUGGCCAUGAUUGCUGAGAUUUCAGCUUCUUCAAGUUCAUAUGAAGAUACUACCAGUUGGCUUGCGUCAAAAACCUUGCAGCUUCCAUCAUGGGUCACCAUGAGAGACCGAAAGCUUCUAGAAACUCCGUCAAACGCUGUGACGGCAAAUGUGGUGGUGGCGAAAGAUGGAAGUGGGAGAUUUAAGUCGGUGCAAGAAGCGGUCACAGCUGCACCGAAUAAUACUAAAACUCGGUACGUGAUUCACGUUAAAAAAGGUGUUUAUAAGGAGAAAGUUGAGAUAGGGAAAAAGAAGAUAAACUUGAUGAUUGUUGGUGAUGGCAUGGAUGCAACGGUCAUAACAGGAAGUCUCAACUUCAUUGAUGGAACGUCCACUUACAACUCCGCCACCGUUGUUGUUCAGGGUGAUGGAUUCAUAGCGCAAGACAUUUGUUUCCAAAACACAGCCGGCCCAGAAAAGCAUCAAGCAGUGGCAAUUCGAGUAGGAGCAGAUCAAACGGUUUUUAGUCGUUGCAAAUUUGACGCUUACCAAGAUACACUCUAUGCGCAUUCCCUUCGUCAAUUCUAUAGAGAUUGUUCAAUCAUGGGAACUGUUGAUUUCAUUUUUGGUAAUGCAGCCAUGGUCGUUCAAAACUCUAAGGUCAUAGCUAGAAAGCCCAUGAAAAAUCAAAAUAAUAUGUGUACCGCACAAGGGCGAACAGACCCGAACCAAAAUACCGGUACUUCGAUCCAGAACUGCAACGUUAUUGCGAGUUCGGAUUUAGAACCUGUAAAAGGUUCAUUCAAGACAUUUCUAGGGCGGCCAUGGAAGGCCUAUUCAAGAACUGUUUACAUGGAGUCAUUUCUUGGAGAUCUUAUCAAUCCAGCAGGAUGGGCUGAAUGGAACGCGUCAAACCCAUUUACAAAGACGUUGUUUUAUGGUGAGUAUGCAAACAGGGGACCUGGUGCCGGUACUGCUAAUAGGGUUAAAUGGCCUGGUUACCAUGUCAUAAAAAACCCGGCCGAAGCAGAGAAAUUUACAGUGGCUGAGUUGAUACAAGGAGGUGUUUGGUUGAAGAGUACCGGAGUUGCUUUUACUGAAGGGCUUUAAAAUACUCUCCUUGGUGGAAAUGUGCACUACGCCUACUUAUUUGUCAAGUCUGUGUAGGUCUUUUAUCUUAUAAUAAUGGGAGUGAUGAUUGAGCGGAGCUUGAUCAUUGGGUCUCUCCUAGCUAGCUAUCUCGUAUAUGAGAAGCCAAUGUGAUUCAGCUCUCACUUUUUGAUUGUUGGAUUUUAGUCAUUACACGCAUUCAGUCGAAUACCCAUCUUCUUAAAAAGUACAUUGAAAUUUCUUUUUA
Messenger RNA from Papaver somniferum (opium poppy), 2061 nucleotides. RefSeq names its product pectinesterase-like. The record is from RefSeq and is a predicted model, not a curated record. The transcript is spliced from 2 exons. Lineage: Eukaryota; Viridiplantae; Streptophyta; Magnoliopsida; Ranunculales; Papaveraceae. Bases 60 to 1814 code for a protein of 584 amino acids. Gene Ontology annotation, molecular function: pectinesterase activity; pectinesterase inhibitor activity. Gene Ontology annotation, biological process: cell wall modification.